Messenger RNA from Chelmon rostratus (copperband butterflyfish), 1576 nucleotides. RefSeq names its product NIF3 NGG1 interacting factor 3-like 1 (S. cerevisiae) (gene nif3l1). NCBI's taxonomy places the organism in Eukaryota, Metazoa, Chordata, Actinopteri, Chaetodontiformes, Chaetodontidae. The transcript has 7 exons. The coding region runs from base 111 to 1376 and encodes 421 amino acids. Gene Ontology annotation, cellular component: mitochondrion; cytoplasm. The record is from RefSeq and is a predicted model, not a curated record.
CGGAAAUGGACAAUUUGCGCGUCCUCUCUGUCGCUGUGGGAGAAAUGUGCGCAGCAGCAGAGCCUUAGUGGUCUUCUGAAGUGGAAAGGCAAGAUUUGAAGUCUCCACUGAUGUUGACUGGGUGUAGAAACCUUCCUCGGACAUUUUUUUUACCCACCUAUAGAAGACUCUGGACCAGGAGGACCUUGACCUCACAGGCGUCCCCCCCUCCAUCUCCCCCAUCACCAACUCACAGCUUCUUGACAAGCCAACACACUUCAGUCCCCCUCCACUCAUCCGUCCACGUCUCUUCCGCCUGCUGCCUCUCUCAUUCAGCUCACUGCCCAGGCCUGAUGGAGCUAAAAGACGUUCUGCAGGUGAUGGAGCAGCUCGCUCCUCUCUCACUGGCUGAGUCGUGGGACAAUGUUGGUCUGCUGGUGGAGCCCAGCAAAUCUCGGCCUAUUAAAACCAUCCUGCUAACCAACGACCUUACAGAUGCCGUCAUGGAGGAAGCAGAGGCCAUGAGCUGUGACCUCAUUAUUUCGUAUCACCCCCCGUUGUUUCGGCCAAUCAAGCGUCUGGUUCAAAAGGACUGGAAGCAGCGAUUGGCCAUCAGGGCUGUGGAGGCCAGGAUAGCGAUCUUCUCCCCUCACACGUCGUGGGAUAGUGUUAAAGGAGGAGUGAAUGACUGGCUGGUUGGGGGUCUUGGCAGCGGUCAGGUGUCUGUGCUGAGUCAGGCCCCCGGUGGCGCCUCCCACAGUCACAAACUGGAAUUCACGGCCAAGAGCAUGGAGGAACUAAAUGCUGUAAUGGAGGAACUGAAGGCUUGUGGCAGUGGAACCACUUUACAACAUUCAGUCAACAGACCGGACAGCAGUGGGAUCCAUGCCAGUGUGACCUGCAGUGACUCAGCGCUGACCCCCAGUGUCCAGACGCUGUUACGACACAAUGCUCCCAGCCUGUCCCUCAGCAUCCUAAAGUUAGAAAAGCCCCCUCUCCCGGGCCACGGCCAAGGGCGACUUAGUGUUUUGGACCAUCCAAUAACCGUAGCAACAGCCAUCCAGAAAAUGAAGUCACACUUGGGAUUGGGUCACCUCCGUUUGGCUCUGGGAUUGGGACAGACGCUUGAGUCUUCUGUGUGUACUGUGGCUGUGUGUGCUGGAUCUGGGGCCUCAGUACUGAAUGGAGUCAGGGCAGACCUCUACAUCACAGGUGAGAUGUCCCAUCAUGAGGUGCUGGACGCUGUGGCGAAGGGGACCAGCGUCAUCCUCAGUGACCAUAGCAACAGCGAGCGGGGUUUCCUGGCUGUGUUUAGGGAGAGGCUGGCUGUGCGUCUUCCGGACAGUGUGACAGUGGUGGUGUCCAAGGCUGACAGAGACCCUCUGGAGGUGGUCUGACCGACCCAAGCCACAGGAUGCACUAGUUAGUCUGUUGGAUGAAUUUUCACUGUUUUGACUGGUUGAAAAUGACAACAUCACAAAACACUGUUUGCUGUAACUGAUCGUGAAUGAUGUAAUGAUAAAAAGUCCCUCUUUGGUUCAUGUUGGAAUAUUUAUUAUGUAUUUCUGGCAGGGUCUUAAUAAAAAUGGGUACUGGU